Bufo bufo (common toad) is the source of this 2100-nucleotide messenger RNA. RefSeq names its product dehydrodolichyl diphosphate synthase subunit (gene DHDDS). The transcript is spliced from 9 exons. The coding region runs from base 94 to 1092 and encodes 332 amino acids. Gene Ontology annotation, cellular component: dehydrodolichyl diphosphate synthase complex; endoplasmic reticulum. Lineage: Eukaryota; Metazoa; Chordata; Amphibia; Anura; Bufonidae. Gene Ontology annotation, molecular function: ditrans,polycis-polyprenyl diphosphate synthase [(2E,6E)-farnesyl diphosphate specific] activity. Gene Ontology annotation, biological process: polyprenol biosynthetic process. The record is from RefSeq and is a predicted model, not a curated record.
GUCAGUUUCGAGCGCGGCCUCGGCUGCCUGUGAAUGCGGAAGUCUUUUAUAGAUAGAAGGUGAGAAGACUUGGAUAGCAAGAUUUGUUACACCAUGUCUUGGAUUCGUGACAAGGAGCUAUCGCUGAUUGAACGCUUAUGUGCAAAUGUCCUUAAGGCUGGCCCUAUGCCCAAACAUGUUGCAUUUAUCAUGGAUGGGAACAGAAGAUAUGCAAAAAAAUGCCAUGUGGAGCGACAGGAGGGCCAUUCGCAGGGAUUUGAAAAGCUUGCUGAGACAUUGCGUUGGUGUCUAAACCUUGGAAUUUGUGAAGUGACCGUGUAUGCUUUCAGCAUUGAGAAUUUCAAGCGUUCUAAGGAUGAGGUGGAUGGCCUUAUGGAGCUGGCUCGCCAGAAGUUCACACGUCUGCUUGAAGAGAAAGAUAAACUUCAGAAGCAUGAAGUUUGUAUACGAGUGAUCGGUGACCUGAGUUUGCUUCCUCUAGACAUCCAGAGGCUUAUUGCACAGGCAGUCCUGGAAACCAAGGAUUACUCUAAGUGUUUUUUAAAUGUUUGCUUUGCAUACACAUCCCGACAUGAAAUCAGCAAUGCAGUUCGGGAAGUAGCUUGGGGAGUACAAGAAGGCCUAAUAGAACCCGGGGAUGUGUCCGAGAAUCUUCUGGACCAAUGUUUGUACACCUCACAAUCCCCUGAUCCUGACCUUCUUAUCCGUACGUCUGGUGAAGUCCGACUUAGUGACUUUCUUCUUUGGCAGACUUCUCAUGCCUGCUUGGUAUUCCAGUCAGUUUUGUGGCCAGAGUACACCUUUUGGAACUUAUGUGAGGCUGUUCUGCAAUAUCAGCACAACUACAGUGCAAUCCAGAAAUCCAGAGAGCUGUACAACAAAGAGCGAUCUAGACUGCAAAAUGAAACUGACCAGACCUGCGUACAGAAGAAUAUGUCUCAUGUAGAGUACAGUGACGGAAAGAAGAAAACAGAGGUUUUUCAGAAGCUAAUGCUUCAGUACAGGAGAGAAAGAGAACAGAGGACAAAAAACUUUUUAAGGGCACUGGAAAGAAAAAGAGACGGUUUUCUACAAUCUCUCUGCACAAAUUAAAUGGGAAUAUUGAUUGUUCUUGAGCAUAGAUUCACGUUUUCUAAUUAAAGUAUCUGAAGCAAGUCAUUAGGGAUGAGCGAAUCGACUUUGGAUGAAACAUCCAACAUUGGUACCUUGGAACCAAACCCUUUUUUUACAGUAUAAAUUAAUUUAUGACGUUAUUACGUGGUCUCGUGAGACUUCGCAAAGCAAUAACUUCAGCUCAUCUGAGCCAAUACAUUCUAAUACUGUACUAAUGCUUCAUCUGAAGUCGAUUCGCUCAUCCCUACAAGUCAUAUUCUGGGAAUUUCUUCAAAGGGGAGGUCCACUCGUUUAAAUGUGAUGGCCUAUCCUCAUGAUAGGCCAUUAAUAUCUGAUCAGUGGGAGUCAGACACACUGCUAAUCCACUGUUCUGCAUGGGAACUACAUAGCUCCAUCCGUUGUGAGGUGGACAGUAGUUCCGAUGCAGGACCUACUGCAGAACAGGUGUUGGUCUCCCGCUGAUCAGAUAGGCCAUCAGAGGAGUGAACAACCCAUUUAAUUAUAACUAGGUGAGGUAAUCAAUGUAUGUGGACUGGAAAGUCUCAACUGGUGCCACAAAGACCCAAACACAUGGCAUGCUGGUUGGGUUUCAAGACAGUAGGUGAGAAAUGUGGUGUGACAUCUAAUACUAGUGCUAUCCAAACUGUGUGAUUUUCUAGCUGUUGUAAAGCAACAACCCUCAGUAGUCUGUUCUAGUAUGAGACUGUAUACUGAGAGUUGUCAUUUUGCAGUCACAGGUUAGAUACCACUGCGUUAACAAAACAAAAAACACUAGCCAUGGUAGCCUUCCUUUCCUUGUUACUGUUUUAUCACAUCAUGGGCAUGAGAAGAAGAAGAGUUUAAGUCUGAGAAGUAAGCAGAAAACCUGACCCCAUAUUAGGGAUGAGCAAACCUGGAACCGAACCAGAGUUCGGGAAAUAGUUUUUUACAGUACAAAUUAAUUUAUUAAGUUAUUAUGCGAAGUCUCGCAAGACUUCGCAAAGCAAU